CUGUAAGACAGAGAAACGAAAUAUAAAUAGCAAAGGACGCACGUAAUUAUAUGCAAAACCGUGAGCAGCAGUCUGCUGAUAAACGCUAGUUUUGAAAUUGAGGUCUCCCUCAAGUCUGUUGCGUACCGUACGUGUGCUGUUUUUAAACCGCCGCGAAUCUCAUGCGUCUCGCGUUAUCACCGUUUUCAAUAUAAAAACACAACCCUUUUCUUUUCUUUUCUUUUCUUUUUGUCUUCAAUCGUUAAUCCAUUUUCAUUAAUUUCUUUUGUUAUGAUGGCCCCGACAUCUUUAAUUUUGUCACUGGCCUUUGCCGUGGCCAUUGUUUCAGCCGCCGGAUACCGCCGCCCGCCGCCGCGGGGAUCCCUUUCUCGGUCGCUCUUAGAAGAACUCGAUCACAUUGAUUCCACCACUCCCCAACAGGUGCACAUAUCUUUGAGCGGUGCAGAGCACAUGAGAAUAUCAUGGAUCACAUCAGAUCCGAGUCCAGCAGUGGUGCACUAUGGUACAACUCCCGAAGCUAACACCUCCUCCUCAAACGGAACCACAGCAACGUACAACUACUUAAUGUACCGGUCGGGCGAGAUACACGACGUCGUAAUCGGCCCAUUGCACCCCAACACGGUAUAUUACUACCGAUGCGGCGCAUCCUCUUCUUCUUCUCCGAUCUUCAAUUUCAAAACCCCUCCAUCACAAUUCCCGAUACAAUUCGUAGUCACCGGCGACCUCGGUCAAACCGAUUGGACGAGAUCGACGCUCAAAAGCAUCGGAAAAUCGGAUUACGACGUAUUGCUAUUGCCCGGAGAUUUAUCCUAUGCUGAUACGAUCCAAAAUCUCUGGGACAGCUUCGGGCAACUGGCGCAGCCUCUGGCUAGCCAGCGGCCGUGGAUGGUGACGCAAGGCAACCACGAAAUCGAGAAGAUCCCUCUCAUCCACGGCGAGAAAUUCACAGCUUACAAUGCGAGAUGGGUGAUGCCCUUUGAGGGGAGCGGCUCCACUUCGAAUUUGUACUACUCUUUUGAAGUGGGAGGUGUUCAUGUGGUCAUGCUCGGGUCGUACGCGGAAUUCGGGCGGGAGUCGGAGCAGUACCGGUGGCUGCGGGCGGAUUUAGGGAAGGUGGAUCGGAAGAGGACGCCGUGGGUGAUCGGUGUUGUACAUGCGCCGUGGUACAAUAGUAAUGAAGCGCAUCAGGGGGAGUAUGAGUCAAGUGGGAUGAAGGAGGCCAUGGAGGAGUUGCUAUUUCGAGCUCGUGUUGAUGCAGUUUUUGCAGGCCAUGUCCAUGCUUAUGAGCGCUUUGAGCGAGUUUACAAUGAUGAAGCCAAUGAAUGUGGUCCGAUACACAUAACCAUUGGCGAUGGAGGCAAUCGCGAAGGACUUGCUAAGAGGUUCAAGGAACCACAACCGAAGAUAUCUGCAUUUAGAGAGGCAAGCUUUGGACAUGGACAACUUUCUGUAGUAAAUGCAAGUCAUGCUUUGUGGACAUGGCAUAGGAAUGAGGACAACGACGUCGUCGCAUCUGACCAGAUUUGGCUUACAAGCCUUGCCUCUGUUGCCUCAUGCUCUUGACUUAUAGUUCUAUUCAAAUUCUACUUUUUAAUAUUAUGUAAAUGCACAAGACAAUAUUUCCUGAAAUACGGCAAUUGGUACAGGCUCCAAAAUUAUAUUCCAAA
Molecule: messenger RNA, 1667 nt
Organism: Salvia miltiorrhiza (redroot sage)
Lineage: Eukaryota; Viridiplantae; Streptophyta; Magnoliopsida; Lamiales; Lamiaceae
Product: probable purple acid phosphatase 20
Exons: 4
Coding region: 271-1563 (430 amino acids)
Molecular function (GO): acid phosphatase activity; metal ion binding; protein binding
Source: RefSeq, a predicted model, not a curated record